Messenger RNA from Eriocheir sinensis (Chinese mitten crab), 3376 nucleotides. RefSeq lists its product as uncharacterized. Bases 236 to 1819 code for a protein of 527 amino acids. NCBI's taxonomy places the organism in Eukaryota, Metazoa, Arthropoda, Malacostraca, Decapoda, Varunidae. The record is from RefSeq and is a predicted model, not a curated record. Gene Ontology annotation, molecular function: catalytic activity. The transcript has 5 exons.
UUAUCAGCACCGCCUGACGGUGUCGUGCGUGGCAUAAUAGCAGUGGCCCAUACACUCGCGGCGUGAUAUCUAGCACGACACCGCCUCAUAGCCACCAGUGACCGACUCCAGCAUAGCCGAGCCACGAUUUCCUGAAGACCUAACAGACACCACCGCGGCGAGGGGCGUUGCGUCACCACCACCGCGGCCAGCAGGAGGUUGUCAGGCCACCACCACCACCACCACCAGCAGCGGCAUGGCGUCUGCAGGGAAGGGACCGACCAUGAUUCGCUCAGCGGCGUCCAGGGGGUGUCGGGCGUGGGCCACAACAUUCACUAAGGCCAACAUCACCACCACCACCAGCACUGGGACGUCCACCAUCGGCACCAACGUGACACGGGGUAGACGACUCCCCCACACGGCCACGUCCAGUAAGCCGGCAGGAGAAGAGGGUCUCAAGUGGAGGUUCCCCGCAGACGAUAGGACACAGGCCAGAGUGGCGGCUGUGGAGAGCGGGUGUUGUCAGAGCACCAUCCUCACCUUUAAUUCCGUGGCGCCCAUCACCCCUGACCUGAUGGAGGAGGCGCUCGUCCACCUCUAUGGCAAGAUCGAGUCACUCAGACUUUGCUUCAGGCAAAGAGAGGGGCAACUGUGGGUCGCCAACAUGCCUCGACAAAAAAUAGAUUUACAGGUGGUGACCUCUACGGACUUGGAGCACGAACACUCUGAAUUGCAUAAAGUAAAAUUUGAUCUCUGUAAUGGGCCAUUGUGGAAUGCUCGGCUCAUGCCAUGUCCUCCAGAUGCUCCCUGUCCUCUCCCUGAAGUGAAGGCAGCAUAUCCUCAUCAGUGUCACCUCCUAAUGUCCGUCCACCAUGCUGCUAAUGACGGAAUAGUCGUACUACUGAUGUCGGAGCAGUUGUCCCACAUCAUCGACAGCCUCCUCGGAGGAUUACCCGUGGACACUAGGCCAGUCGGGGAGCUCCGUGACGGCGUGGAGGCCAGAGAGAGGGAAAACAAGAUUAGGGAAGAACUAGAAAGGGAUCCUGAGAGGCUUAUGGCGGCCAUCAGAAAACAUUUACCGAGCAAACAUCUUCCCCUGCUCAUGGAAGCUUAUGGUGUCCCGAACGAAGCAAACCCAACUACGACGUAUUUGAGGACUUUGCUCCUCGACAAGCAGAUGGUGGAGAAGAUCACUGCCAAGGCCCGAGCCACUGGCGCCACCCUCAACGCCUGCUUCAUUGCUGCCUUGAACGUGUCCAUGAUGGAGGUGGCGCGCGAAGGGGGGUUGGAAAGAGACAUCUACAGUCUUUCCACAUGGGUCCCCGUCAAUUCCCGCCGACUAAUGAAGAACUGUAAAAAACUUCCUCUUGGCUGUCAUUCCAUACCCUUCACGCAGUGCACCUCAACGCCACGUGACGUGAAGAAAAACUUCUGGCAGUACGUGCAGCACCUCGACACCGAGCUCCGUGGGAAGAUAAAAAGGGACUACAUGUGCGAACAGAGGGUCCUGGAGGCGCUGCUCAGGCCGGAGGGAUUUACGAACGAGGUUAUGUUUGGCGGGCUACAUAUCCCUGACUGUGAUUAUGUUUUCGCAAACCUCUACUCUCCCAAUAUCAGUCACCAGCGAGGCGUUGGCAAGAAUGUUCAAAUAACAGCGACGGGCAAUUACGCGAGCCUUCAUACAGGGAUCACUGGCGUAGGACAAGCAGUAUUCCCCUUUCGCGACCAAAUCCGCUUUCAAUUCGGUUACUCCACAGGAGUCUUGAGCAGGAGAGUAGGUGAAAGAUUGCUCGAGAAAAACGUCUCUGUGCUCCAUGAUGUCUCCAAUAUGGUGGAAUAAAUGUAAAUGUAGAUUGUAGAGCUAUCUGGGGAGGUGGUGGCUGAGUCGUGAGAGUGCUAGCGCGGCGUCUUGGAGUACGCCGGUUUACGACCCGCCCACCGAUACAAACAAGCUGGCAACUUUUCAGUCAUCACUCAGUGGCCUGAGACUACCUACAUGGAGUCCUGAAGAUCAUCAUCUAUCGGCCCGGACUCUUAGAUUCUCACUAAAAGAGGAUCGAAGAUUAGCUAAGGGGGCAGCAUGAGCCGAGGAAAAUGGCGCCACCAUAAACACCUACCAGCGUCAUAACGGGCUGGAGCUGACCACCAGGCCCCACUAAAAAAGUAUACUGGUGAUGUGUACGUAGAUGUCCCCGUGUACGGAGCUGUCCUCGAGAGAAAUGCGCAUUGACAUAGGCGAAUGUUUACAAAGACUUGCUGAUGAACAAAGUUGUACGCAGGUGUUCCCCCGAUAACAUGGCUUCAGAUUUACGGGAAAGACUGGCCAAAUUUAGGGAUGAAAUAGGCCCUUUACAGUAUUUUCUCCUAAAUGGAUAUCAUCCGACAAUCCUUCCAAGCAACCAAAGAAGAGGUCUGAUGGUUUCGUAUAUAACCAAGCAGAAUAUCAUAAAUCAAAAAUUAACCCUAUAAGGUACUUUUUUAACUUUUGACAUGAGUCGUUCAAUUUCGUUCAGAAAUGUCAUGUGGGCAGGAGAUGGACCGUAACCUCCGAUAUAUAAGAAUGCAAUCUGCCCCCAAACAAUUGUCAUACUCACAUCAAUAUAAUUUUGUUUUGAAAUUACCACUCCCGAGAAUGUACCCGUGGAUCACCGCAAAAAGGCUUUUGAACGGCCCUUCACUUCACUUAUUACAAAACAGAGCGCUGUAUUGGAUUCUUGAAGUGUUUUUCUUAUGAAAUAAUAAAAUAAAUAUGCCCUCUCGUGCUUUAAACCACUGGUGGGACAACCAUAUGCCCACGACAAGCUGCGUACACAGAUCCGUGUAUAUAGCGGUUCGCCCUUUGUUUGUAAACAAAGCGGAUAGAGCAAAGUACAAGGGACAUCUACGUGUCGGGCCCCGGUCCGUCGCGACGAAAAUAGAAAAACCUACAAUGAAAUGGUAGCCAAUUCCGAGCAGCUGACAGUAACUCACACCUGGGUCCAGAGAAUGAUAGGGUCUGAUCACGCGCAGCUUGCAGCCGAUGAAGGAGGGACAAAGCGCGGCUGUGGCUGUGAUAUCACAUAGUGCGGGUGGCUCUCUCCCCCACCCCUUCCACCUCCCUCAGGCUUUCUCUCUCUCUCUCUCUCUCUCUCUCUCUCUCUCUCUCUCUCUCUCUCUCUCUCUCUCUCUCUCUCUCUCUCUCUCUCUCUCUCUCUCUCUCUAAUUAAACGGUUAUGAUAACUUCUUGGGUUUUGAUUAUGCUGUUAGUUUUGUUUGGAGUAUAUUAAAAAUAUGACGAACAGCGACUUGUAGCGUAAAGCAACACAUGAACUCACUUAGUUGUAUGUUUACAUAGUUGGGUUUCAUAAAUGUUAAAUGAUAUAUGAAUUUACUGAGUACAUAAACUUAGUGACUUUUA